Molecule: messenger RNA, 464 nt
Organism: Musa acuminata subsp. malaccensis (wild Malaysian banana)
Lineage: Eukaryota; Viridiplantae; Streptophyta; Magnoliopsida; Zingiberales; Musaceae
Product: thioredoxin-like protein YLS8
Biological process (GO): mRNA splicing, via spliceosome
Cellular component (GO): U4/U6 x U5 tri-snRNP complex; U5 snRNP; spliceosomal complex
Source: RefSeq, a predicted model, not a curated record
GCAGAGAGAGAGCGAGCGAGCGAGAGAGAGAGAGAUGUCGUACCUUUUGCCGCACCUGCACUCAGGGUGGGCGGUGGAUCAGGCGAUCCUGGCAGAGGAGGAGCGCUUGGUCGUCAUCCGCUUCGGCCAUGACUGGGACGAGACCUGCAUGCAGAUGGAUGAAGUGCUGGCUUCUGUUGCAGAAACCAUAAAGAACUUUGCAGUGAUCUACCUGGUUGAUAUCACGGAGGUGCCAGACUUCAAUACCAUGUACGAGCUGUAUGAUCCCUCGACCGUGAUGUUCUUCUUCAGGAACAAGCAUAUCAUGAUCGAUCUUGGGACAGGGAACAACAACAAGAUUAAUUGGGCCCUCAAGGAUAAGCAGGAAUUCAUCGACAUCGUGGAGACUGUGUACAGGGGUGCAAGGAAAGGCCGUGGCCUGGUGAUUGCUCCAAAAGACUACUCCACCAAGUAUCGCUACUGAU